UCUUUGGGUGAAGGAAGUAAAGAAAAACUCUCUAAAACCCUCGACUCGAUCCCCUCCCUCUCCUCCUCAUUUCGUCAAUCGCUCCUUCCUUGGCCAUUGUUGACAAAAGAUGAAAGCUUUUAGAUCCCUACGAGUUCUAAUCUCCACGACGUCCCCUCGCUCUAAACCCCAUUAUCUCCCUCACACCUUCCUCCGCAGGUUCUACUCGGCGCAGCCGAACCUAGACGAUCCCACCGGAGACUCUGUUUUCGACAGCAGCCAAUACUCAGUCCCUGAUCCUUUGAAAAAGCCAAAGCAACCUAAUUGGGAUAAAGGGUACAGAGAAAGGGUACAGAAGGAGCUGUUUCCGGAAGAGAAGGGUCAAUUGAAACAGAGCUCCGAUGAAGAAGAAGAAGAUAGUUCCGAAGAAGAGAGUGUUGAUCGGUCGAGGAUCCUAGCGAAGGCUCUCUUGGAGGCGGCGCUUGAGUCAGCUGAUGACGAGCUCGGCGAAGGCGAGGUUCGUGAAGAAGAUCAGAAGUCUCUUAAUGUCGGCAUCAUCGGUCCACCGAACGCCGGCAAAUCAUCCCUCACGAACUUCAUGGUGGGAACAAAGGUUGCAGCUGCUUCACGGAAGACCAACACGACUACUCAUGAAGUGUUGGGAGUAUUGACCAAAGGAGAUACACAAGUUUGUUUCUUUGAUACACCGGGUUUAAUGUUGAAGAAAAGCGGAUAUGGUUACAAAGACAUCAAGGCUCGUGUUCAAAAUGCUUGGACUUCUGUUGACCUUUUUGAUGUCCUCAUUGUUAUGUUUGAUGUCCACAGGCAUCUCACUUGUCCGGAUUCAAGAGUUGUACGCUUGAUCACAUACAUGGGAGAGGAAGCAAAUCCGAAACAAAAGCGCAUUUUAUGUAUGAACAAAGUUGAUUUGGUUGAGAAGAAGAAAGAUCUGUUAAAGGUUGCUGAGGAGUUCCAGAAUCUCCCUGCAUAUGAAAGGUACUUCAUGAUAUCAGGGCUCAAGGGAUCCGGAGUUAAGGAUCUUAGCCAGUAUUUAAUGGACCAGGCAGUAAAGAAGCCAUGGGAGGAAGAUCCAUUCACCAUGAGUGAAGAAGUCAUGAAGAACAUCUCUCUUGAAGUUGUUAGGGAGAGAUUACUAGACCAUGUUCAUCAGGAAGUACCGUAUGGUGUGGAGCACCGUCUAGUGGACUGGAGAGAGCAGCGAGACGGGUCUCUGAGGAUUGAACAGCAUCUCAUCACUCCUAAACUUAGCCAACGCAAGAUUCUCGUUGGCAAGGGAGGCGCUAAAAUCGGGAGGAUAGGAAUAGAGGCAAAUGAAGAACUUAGGAGAAUAAUGAACCGCAAAGUUCAUCUCAUUCUCAAAGUGUUGCUCAAGUGAAACCCUUCUCUGAAGACCUUUAGUUUUUUUUUUUUUUUUGAGUUUUGAUUGGUUUACAGAAUCGUUUGUACACGAUUUUGAUAUCUGUCUGUAUAUUUUGAUGUUUGUCAAAAGAUUUUAGAAAUAUAAUCUUAUACAAACAGACAGGAUUA
Molecule: messenger RNA, 1527 nt
Organism: Raphanus sativus (radish)
Lineage: Eukaryota; Viridiplantae; Streptophyta; Magnoliopsida; Brassicales; Brassicaceae
Product: GTP-binding protein ERG
Exons: 7
Coding region: 110-1375 (421 amino acids)
Biological process (GO): ribosomal small subunit assembly
Molecular function (GO): rRNA binding; ribosomal small subunit binding; GTP binding
Source: RefSeq, a predicted model, not a curated record